AUGAGUUCUUCAUCAAGCUCUCGUGAACCUUCACCAUCUAUGAAACAAACUUUACCAAACGAUUAUGGAGCACCUAUUGAAUAUUUCUUACGAGCUGCACAAUGGCAAAGAGCAGUCUCACCAAGGUUAGGUGUUCCACCAGCUCCUGUCAAAAAUAGCAUUUGGUCAAGUCCUUAUAUAAGAUAUGGUCUCCCACUAGGUUUGCUAGCUACAGCAGGAGCAGUUAUGAUGUUGAAAAGAAAUAAAGCAAAUGUUGUAAAUAAUACUGAAGUAGCUGAAGUUAAACAAACUCCAACACCUUCGCCAAAACCAACGCCUUCACAAGCAAAACCUUCAAUGACUCC
This is a messenger RNA of Trichomonas vaginalis G3, 344 nucleotides long. RefSeq lists its product as uncharacterized. The transcript has a single exon. The annotation marks the transcript as partial. Lineage: Eukaryota; Parabasalia; Trichomonadida; Trichomonadidae. The record is from RefSeq and is a predicted model, not a curated record.